CACAACGCACGUAGCCUCCGCGCCGUACGGUCCCGCGACACGUUACUAGAACGCGAUCCGCCGCGAGUCCAUGUGAGCGACCGACAGUUCUCUCGUUGUGUACGGCGAACGAAGGAUCGGCAAACUGUACGCGCCUCAGGAAGACGACAUGUUGACGAUGGAGACGGAUUUGAAGGGCGGCAGCCUGCACGCUACCGUGCCACCGCACCACGCGCUGCAGCACGGCUACGGCUCGCUGGGCGCGCUCGGUGGCAUGAUGGCUCUGCCGCAACAACAGCCGCUGGCCCAGCACCAGCCCCUGCACCACCAACAACUGCCGCAGCACCACGCGCAGCCUCCGCAGUCACACCACCAGCCACCGAAUAACAACAAUAAUAACACUAGCAAGAACUCAAAUACCGACCGGGUCAAACGCCCAAUGAACGCUUUUAUGGUGUGGUCGCGCGGGCAGCGCAGGAAGAUGGCCUCUGAUAAUCCGAAGAUGCACAACUCUGAAAUCUCUAAACGUCUCGGUGCACAGUGGAAAGACCUCUCGGAAUCCGAGAAACGGCCGUUCAUCGACGAGGCGAAGAGACUUCGAGCCGUUCAUAUGAAGGAACACCCAGACUACAAAUACAGACCCAGGAGGAAGACGAAGACGCUUGCAAAAAAGCAAGAGAAAUAUCCGUUAGGAGGUGGAGCGUUGUUAGGCGCAGGAGAAGCGCAACGAACAUCUGCCCCGACGGCACAGCAACCGCGCGACGUUUAUCAAAUGACACCGAACGGAUACAUGCCCAAUGGAUACAUGAUGCAUGACCCUAGUGCAUACCAACAACAAGCAUAUGGAUACCCGCGUUAUGACGUGUCACAGAUGCAACAAGGAGGAUAUGGAGGUGGCUACUACGGCGGCGGGCAAGGCUCGCCGUACCUACCACAGCCACCGUCACCAUCAGCAUACGGCAUGGGACCAGGCUCACCCGGGGGCUACGCACUGCCGCCGUCGUGCGCGUCCCACUCUCCCAGUGGCUCGUCGGCCAAGUCGGAGCCCGUGUCACCGGGUCCGCCGGGCAUGAAGCGAGAGUUCGGCCACGAGCCGCCGGCGCAGCUGAAACGUGAAUUCGCGCCGCACGCACACGCGCACGAGCAGAUGGCCAUGAAGCGCGAAUAUGGGCAGCAGGAUCUGAGCCACAUCAUCAACAUGUACCACGUGCCCGACGAGCAGCGGUACGCGGCCGCCGGCGAGCGGGUCAUGCCGCUCAUCUGAGAGUCGCCUUUCGCGUGCGACAUCGACAUCCCGCCGCUCUGAGCUGGAUGUGUCGCCACGCAUUCAGUUGUCGCCUCCAGUGACUUUGUUGCGAAUCGGUUGUCGCGUUUAGGACAGUGAUCGUUAUCUCCCGGCCGUACAUACUUCUAGGUAUGUCCAUUUAUUUGUUUUGUAUGAACGACCGCUGUUAGUGUUGCGAACUGUUGACUUAGCGAGUUACCGGCCGCCGGCCGAUCGGCGGCGGCCGAAAGUUCAAUUAAAUGUUGUUGAUGAAUUAUCCUGUAUUAUAUUAUGAUUAUUGUAUUUUUUCAUGGUUUAAGUUAAAAUAUUCUAAGAUGUGCCGUGCGGAUGGACGCGAGAGUGGUGCGUGAGGUUCGCGUGAGAGACGAUGUAGUGAUCGAGGUAAUUUGAAUACCAAAAAAAUUUGAACAAUCUGUAAAUAUAGUGUUAAAAACUAGAGUCGAAGUUAGUCGGUAAUGUAGGUAGAUAGUUUAUAAGUCGUGCCACGACGCCACACUCUUACGCCCGUCGUGCGUUGUACAAAAUAUUUGUUAUAUCGAAUCGAAAGUUAUAAAGCCUCGAAAGACUAAAAUAUUGUAAUACGAAAAUGUACAGUGAGUGUUAUAUAGUCAGUGGACACAAAGGUAUAUUGAAGAAAAAGAUGAAGUUAUCAAUAAACGACGCGUUAAAAUUGUA
Chilo suppressalis (striped riceborer) is the source of this 1939-nucleotide messenger RNA. The record is from the annotation of a GenBank genome assembly. NCBI's taxonomy places the organism in Eukaryota, Metazoa, Arthropoda, Insecta, Lepidoptera, Crambidae.